CUCAGAUCCAUUCCAACGAAGAGAAAGAAAAAGAAAAACUGAAAAAGGAAGAAGGCGGCGACUCGACCUAACCAGUGGAAUCGACAUCUUCUUCUCUACUCGUCACAGAGCAAAUCUGGUGCCAAACAAAAGAAGAUGCAAUGGGACUCUCCCGUGGACCAAGGCUUUCUGGGAUGCAGAAACAAGUCCUUAGUCUAUACAGACCGUUUCUGAGGGCAGCCCGUGCAAAAUCUGCUGAAGAUCGACAGCGGAUUGAGUCACUUGUGUCAAGUGAGUUCCGCCGCAAUGCCAAGGAGGUAGACCGCAAAAAUUUUCUUUACAUUGAGUACUUGCUUCGCCGCGCUAAGAAACAGCUUGAUCAGCUCAGGAGCCCCGAUGUUGUUGGAUUAUCAGCCCUGAAUGUCAGUUUCUCGCAGACAAAACAUCCCACAAAUUGAAGUAAGAAUUUCAUCUAUUCUUAUUUACUUGUCGAGCCAAAUUUAGUUUGAUCCAUUGUUUAAACAGGGUAACAGAGGAAAAUAAAUUUUUGGCUGAAUUUUCCAUGUUGCUAUAAAAUCUCAAUGUAAGCUAUUCAGAAAGCUCUAAAUUGUGCGAUUCAUUGAUGGUCAUGGUCUUCUAAGGCUAUGUGUAUUGACUGUCUUCCAGAUAAUGAUAAUAAUAGCUUAUUGGUCUUUGUUGAGAGUUCAA
Prunus persica (peach) is the source of this 687-nucleotide messenger RNA. Its product is annotated as succinate dehydrogenase assembly factor 1, mitochondrial. The record is from RefSeq and is a predicted model, not a curated record. The transcript is spliced from 2 exons. Gene Ontology annotation, biological process: mitochondrial respiratory chain complex II assembly. Bases 141 to 437 code for a protein of 98 amino acids. Lineage: Eukaryota; Viridiplantae; Streptophyta; Magnoliopsida; Rosales; Rosaceae. Gene Ontology annotation, cellular component: mitochondrion.